AUGCCCGUCGACGCUGAGAACCUCAACUACGCCAGCGUGGCCCUCAUUGGCACCUUCCUCAUCUCAAACAUCAUGUUCUUCUUCCCCAAGUACGGCGCCUACAAGUGGUUCACGGGCCCCGCCAAGACCGUCGACGUCGAGGACAGCGUCAUGGACAUUGGGGACGCCGCCUCCAAGGCCCUGGACUGA
Messenger RNA from Monoraphidium neglectum, 189 nucleotides. RefSeq lists its product as hypothetical. The record is from RefSeq and is a predicted model, not a curated record. The coding region runs from base 1 to 189 and encodes 62 amino acids. The transcript has 2 exons. Lineage: Eukaryota; Viridiplantae; Chlorophyta; Chlorophyceae; Sphaeropleales; Selenastraceae.